Erigeron canadensis is the source of this 2000-nucleotide messenger RNA. RefSeq names its product transcription termination factor MTERF4, chloroplastic-like. The coding region runs from base 259 to 1815 and encodes 518 amino acids. The record is from RefSeq and is a predicted model, not a curated record. Gene Ontology annotation, molecular function: double-stranded DNA binding. The transcript has a single exon. Gene Ontology annotation, biological process: regulation of DNA-templated transcription. Lineage: Eukaryota; Viridiplantae; Streptophyta; Magnoliopsida; Asterales; Asteraceae.
GUUUAGUUUGCUUACUGAGUACUAGUUAUGCUUACAUACCCAUCAGCCGCUCCCUUUCCUGUAAUGUUUAUGUUUCUGUUGGUUUAUGAACAAUCUAUGCUACUGUGUUUAUGUUUCUGUUGUAAAUGAUUCUUCCCAUGAAAGCUUCAAUCUUUUCUUCAAGGUAAGCCCUCUUUUCAUAUCUUCAGUUAGAAUGCUUACAAACCCUUGAUUUUUUUUAUUUAAAGAGCCCUAAUUUGUCAUUAUUUGACAAAAAAAAUGACACUUUUUAUCAGAAAUAAACAAUCUUUAAGAUCAUUCAUCAUAAACCCACUUCAAUUUAUAUCUAAUAAAUCUAAAGUUUCAAACUUUACACCAUUAAUUUCCCUUGAAUCCUAUGAAAAUGAUAAACCCCAAUUUAGGGUUUUAGGGAAUAAGCCCUAUUCAAGCCAAUCAUCAUCAUCAUCAUCAUCAUCAUCAUCAUCAUCAAGAUUUCCUGAAUAUGAAAUGCCAACUGUUACAUGGGGUGUAGUUCAAGGUAGAAAAGAGAAACUUGUAUCUAGAGUUAUUAUAUGUGAUUAUUUAAAAAGUAUAGGUAUAAUUCCUGAUGAGUUAGAGGAGUUGGAAUUACCGUCUACAGUCGAGGUUAUGCGUGAGCGUGUUGAGUUUUUGCAAAAGAUAGGGUUAAGUAUCGAUGAUAUUAAUGAGUAUCCGUUAAUGCUUGGUUGUAGUGUUAGGAAGAAUAUUAUCCCGGUUUUGGGGUAUUUGGAGAAAGUUGGGAUUCAACGGUCGAAAAUGGGCGAGUUUGUGAAAAAGUAUCCGCAAGUGUUGCAUGCUAGUGUGGUUGUGGAGCUUGUUCCGGUUGUUAGGUUUCUUAGGGGGUUGGAUGUUGAAAGACAAGAUAUUGGGUAUGUUUUGAUGAAAUAUCCGGACUUGUUAGGGUUUAAGUUAGAAGGGACCAUGAGUACUUCAGUAGCGUAUUUGGUGAGUAUUGGUGUUAAUCCUAGAGAUAUUGGUCCCAUGGUGACACAGUAUCCAUACUUUUUGGGAAUGAGAGUUGGGACUAUGAUUAAGCCGUUGGUUGAGUAUUUGGUCUCUUUAGGAUUACCAAAGAAAGUUUUGGCAAGGAUGUUUGAGAAACGGGCGUAUCUAAUUGGGUAUGAUGUUGAAGAAAUAGUUAAACCGAAUGUUGAAUGUUUGAUUAGCUUUGGGGUGCGAAAGGAAACACUUGCUUCUGUUAUUGCUCAAUACCCACAAAUUCUUGGCCUUCCCUUGAAAGCCAAGCUGUCAACACAACAAUAUUUUUUCAAAUUGAGGCUUAAAAUUGACCCAGAAGGUUUCGCUCGUCUAAUUGAGAAAAUGCCUCAAGUAGUUACUCUUGGCCAAAAUGUGAUAAUGAAGCCCGUUGAAUUUCUUCUUGGACGUGGAUUUUCAAGUGAAGAUGUGACUAAGAUGAUUGUGAAAUGCCCACAAUUAGUUGCUUUACAAGUUGGUUUGAUGAAAAAUAGCUUUUAUUAUUUCAAGAGUGAAAUGGGAAGGCCAUUGAAAGAAUUAGUCGAGUUUCCUGAAUACUUCACAUAUGGUCUAGAGUCAAGAAUCAAACCAAGGUAUCAAAGAUUGCAGCAUAAGGGCAUCAGGAGUUCAUUGUCUUGGUUUCUUAAUUGCAGCGAUCAAAGAUUUGAAGAAAGAUUAUAUGCUGAUUAUAUUGAGACCGAGAAUGAAGGACCUCAUUUUGUUAUGGGUGGGAAGCUGGAGUUACCUGGUAAUCAAUUGGUAUCUGAUGAAGAAGAGGAGAGCGACGAUGAGAUACUUUAUAGACGUACCGUUUCUCUUUAGUUUUUGUACCGUACCAUACAAAUGUUUUACAAUCUUAGUUAUUUUUAUAUUAAAGUCAUCAAUUCUGACAUCUAAAUCUUCCUUGUUUAUCUGAUUUGCUUUAAAUAUGGAUUACAUCAUAUAAUUGCAGGUCUUGUUAUAUCUUGAAUAAGUUUUUCGAUUUUGUAUAUAGUAAAGUUCUUUUA